GGCGCGGGAGACGGGUCGGCACCUGCGGACGGCACGACAGUCUCACAACAUGGCCGCUCGCCUGCUGGUGCGUGGGACGCUCCUCUGCGUGGUCGCCGCCCUGACAUCGGGCCAGUUCUUCCACGGGCGACACAAGCGGCAGUACGGUCCACCGCGUGCCUACAGCAUCACCGAGGUCACCACUCGGCCGUCGCAGGGCGGCGGCGCCGACCCGGCGCCCACCCCCACCGGCGUGGCCAGUUAUCAGGGCUACCCGAUCCCGGCCGCUCCGCCCAUCGAGGCCGUCGACCAGCAGCUGGUGGCGGGGGUGCAGGGCGGUGCGUCGCCCGCCGAAGAGCAGCAGCAGCCGUUCCUGUGCCUCAGCCCACUUAUUCUCAGCCUACAGUUCCUGCGCCUCAGCCCACUUAUUCUCAGCUCACAGUUCCUGCGCCUCAGCCCACUUAUUCUCAGCCUACAGUUCCUGCGCCUCAGCCCACUUAUUCUCAGCCUACAGUUCCUGCGCCUCAGCCUACGGUUCCUGCGCCUCAGCCCACUUAUUCUCAGCCUACAGUUCCUGCGCCUCAGCCCACUUACUCUCAGCCUACAGUUCCUGCGCCUCAGCCCACUUAUUCUCAGCCUACAGUUCCUGCGCCUCAGCCUACGGUUCCUGCGCCUCAGCCCACUUAUUCCCAGCCUACAGUUCCUGCGCCUCAGCCCACUUACUCUCAGCCUACAGUUCCUGCGCCUCAGCCUACAUACUCUCAGCCUUCAGUCCCUGUACCACAACCCUCCUACUCUCAGCCUGCCGUUCCAUCCCCACAGGCCACGCAGCCUCAGCCCGCCGUUCCUGCCCCGCAGCCCACAUACAGCGCCGGCCGCCGCCUCCGGGGCUUCUGCUCAGCCUCGGCCGCAGCCACUCGGAACUUACGGCGACGCCUUCUUCGGAGGUGAAGCCAGUGCGGCGCCGGGCCGGCAGCGCCAGCGGCCCGGGCCCCAGCCGCAGUACAGAGAGCCCGGUCUGGGCGUGCCUGGCGACGGCGGCUUCCUCAUGCCCUGGAACGUGCCCUCCAACAUCCAGAUGGCGCUGCGGGACGGACUCCGACCCGGCUGGUAGGCCGGACUGGUCGAAGACGUCUCCGCCGGAGGCCGGGUGACAAUGCGGCUGCAGAUGGCGCCCUUGUCGGAAGAUAGGUGGCAGCACUGCUAGAAAGCCACCGGCGCUGAGCGGUCAGAUUGGCUGAAGAUCAUGACGGAAGCAGACAGCUUGCGCGCCCAGCUGCUGGAAUGCUGAGACUGUAUCACGUACUGUGUCUUAGAUGUUGUAAGCUGUCUGCUGAUGCGUGUGGAGCUGGCCACAUGCCCGUGGCAGAUUACCGGGUGCGGCGUUUAAGACGUUACUGAGCUUACCCUUAGAAGUCGCUGGUGAAAAAAGUUUGCGCAAGCUCCGAUUAUUAAAUAUGAUGCAAGAUUAUGAUUGUGCUAGUUAAGUUAUGUGAUCGAUCAAAACCCACCAAUUGAAUCAGACCUUUGCUUUCAUGGGGCUCAAAAUAAUGUACUUGUUCCCUACUUAUUAGUCAACUACAAGAACAGAUUGUGCGAGCUCUGGUCUCCACCUGGAGUCACCGAACCCACGAAGGUGUGUGCCUUCGCCCCAAUAGAAUGCUCGGCCUGCACUGUGUGCCUUGGCGCCAAUUAGUUCACAGCAAAUAGUAGUAUUGAAGACGGGAUGCGUUUGUCGACACCACCUGACAAGCAGAGACCUCUGGUGGUUGUCUCCGUCACUCAACAGCUGUAGGCGGACACAGACCUCUGAUGGCUGUGUCUCCGUUCUCCAGCAACAGUAGUCUCCACGUUGUCGUGUCGCAGUUCGCGCCCGCCGGCCGAGUGUCCGCAGUAUUUUUGUACCGCAGUGCUGACACGCAUG
Molecule: messenger RNA, 1903 nt
Organism: Pollicipes pollicipes
Lineage: Eukaryota; Metazoa; Arthropoda; Thecostraca; Pollicipedomorpha; Pollicipedidae
Exons: 6
Coding region: 50-1093 (347 amino acids)
Source: RefSeq, a predicted model, not a curated record